Sander lucioperca (pikeperch) is the source of this 2991-nucleotide messenger RNA. It is a transcript of the gene angel1, whose product is annotated as angel homolog 1 (Drosophila). Lineage: Eukaryota; Metazoa; Chordata; Actinopteri; Perciformes; Percidae. The coding region runs from base 283 to 2532 and encodes 749 amino acids. Gene Ontology annotation, molecular function: 3'-5'-RNA exonuclease activity. The record is from RefSeq and is a predicted model, not a curated record. The transcript has 10 exons.
GUGCAUUUAAUUUGGGUAGCUGUUAGGAGCUAACGUUUGCAAACGUUAUGUUUAGCUUGCUUCUGACUGAACGCCCGACAUUUGUUGGCUUGAGCGUUAGGAUCAUGGGGAUUUAAACUACAACUCGGCGUGACUUUUCCUGUGAUUACCCAGUAUGAGCUAAUAUUUCCACCUUUUGCACAGGUCUCAAAGAAGGGUCUCCCUCCUGCUGUGGUUAAUGGCAACACAGUGUGGCAUGGUGGUGCUGUCACAACCAGAAGCUUCACAGAGUCUCAGAAAACCAUGCUGGACCAGUGGCUCAGCCCAUGCAGUGAGACGAAGGGAGAAACGAAAGAAAGGAUGAAAGAACCAAGCCCAGAAAAGGAAGACGAAAUGAGGCCUGACAAAAAACAGCUGAUGGCUGUCCUGUAUGAAGAAACAAAGAAUGAGGAUGCUUCAAAAAUUAGUGAGGUGAAAUCUGCACUGAAGGAGAAAGAAACAGAGACGAGAAAUGAACAGCAACAAGACAAAGUGGAAGCUUCCAAGCAAGUGGACAGGGAAAUAUCGAAGAAAGAGGACAGAGAAAUAACUAUUCACCAUGAGGUGUUCCAUAUGAAGCAAAACACAGAGGAUGGAAGUUUUUUUCCAACUGAGGACAUUAGCUCCGAGCAAGCUCUUGGGGCACAACUAGAGCACCUGCAAACAGAGGACAGCACUCUAGAAACCACCAGAUCAGUGCAGGAAAAAUUAAAGAUACCAAGCUUGGAAGAGUCAGUAACUCCAGCUGUGCCAAGCAUACGAGAUACUACUCAUCCAGUACAGGAACAAAUACAGAUACAACGCUUGUUAGAGUCAGUAAUUCCAGCUGUGCCAAGCAUACGAGAUACUACCCAUCCAGUACAAGAACAAAUGCAGAUACAAAACCUGGAAGAGUCAAUGGCUCCAGCUAAAACUACAGCUGAAGUAACUGAGUGCUGGGAUGAAUAUGUGGCUCCAACUGCUGAUGGUGGGGAAAGCGGUUCUAUGCUGUUACUUUCCUCCCUUCUCUCUAACACUCAAACCCUCCUAGUCAGUGGGCAGCAUGAUACACAGACUAGCUGGCACUUUCCUGCAGGACCUGGCCUGGCAGAAGAAGUGCAGUGCCCACUGUGGCAAUUUCCUGCCUUGAGCUAUUACCCUCCAAUAGAGCCGAUAGUGCCAUUUGAAGUAAUGUGGAGAGUAUGGGAGAAUGUGGAUGAGAGUGCCACUGCCGCAGAGCCCUUCCCAUUCACAAAGGCCUCGAUGGACUUCACUGUUAUGUCCUACAACAUCCUUGCUGAAGACCUACUAAAGGCCAACCAGGAGCUGUACACACACUGCCCCCUGGAGGUGCUGGACUGGAGCUACCGCUGCAGCCUACUCCUAGAGGAAAUAAAGAAAUGGGAACCAGAUAUUCUGUGUCUCCAAGAAGUUCAGGAGAACCACUACCAUGAACAACUGUAUCCAGUCCUGUCUCAGAUGGGUUACACCUGUGUGUACAAGCGGCGUACAGGGACCAAGACAGACGGCUGUGCUACGUGCUAUCGUAGCAGUUGCUUCUUUGAGGUGUCGGUCACCUCGCUGGAGUUCUUCAGGCCAGAGACGGAGAUGCUGGACCGGCACAAUGUGGGCAUUGUUUUGUUGCUUCGGCCAGUGGUCAUCCAGGGGUCAGAGGUCAAGGCGAAGGGCUCACCCCUCUGCGUGGCCAACACCCACCUGCUCUUCAACCCUAGCAGGGGUGAUGUGAAGCUGGCUCAGCUCGCCAUAAUGCUGGCAGAAAUUGACAGCGUGGUCAAGUCCUGUAAGGCCAAAGGCAAACACUGUAACCUUAUAUUAUGUGGGGACUUUAAUUCUGUCCCCCACACGCCUCUGUACAAGCUGAUCACCACCGGCGAGCUCUACUUCCAGGGUCUACCAGCAUGGAUGAUAUCGGGUCAAGAGGAUCAGUCAUACAAAGCCUAUUGUCACAGACUGUUUGCCCCCCUGUGGCCCAGCUCUCUGGGAAUCACUGACAGCUGCCAGUACACUACUGUCAAGGAGGCAUUGAAGAGCCAGAAUCAGAAAUCAGGGAAAGGUCAGUACAGCCACGAGGUCAUGCUGCAGCUGCGCUUCUGUCCAGCUGCAUGUGUCCGUCCUCUGGACUUGGAGCAGAUCCCAGGCGUGACGGACAACACACCAGAUGCUUCAAGGGGAAGUCAGUCUUAUGAUAACAGGUUCAGACGCACGAUCAGUCAUCAGUUAGAGCUGGAGUCGGUCUACAAGCACAUUCUUCCAGGCUUUGGCAAUCCGGAAGUGACGACCCUGCACUCUGAAGCUGCGGCUACUGUCGACUACAUCUUCUACUCCCCUAGACGCGUCUUACCCCGUGAUCUAAAUGCUGGUGACCUUGUGAGUGAGGGUCUGAAGCUGAUUGGUUCUCUCUCACUCCUAUCAGAGGAUGUCUUGUGGUCAAUGAGGGGCCUGCCCAAUCACAUAUUUCCCUCCGACCAUCUCAGUCUUCUGGCCAAAUUCCAGCUGGACCUGAAUUCUGCAUGACGGAAAGACUGGGUGAACUAAAUGAUGUCAGAGGAUGAGCAUAUUUCAGUUUAAAUGAUUCAGGUCUUGCUCUGUGUUUUUAUUGUUUGUCUGGCAUCAAAGGAUUCUAGUUUUCUAACUGAAUAGAAGUUAAUAUUUUUGUUUAAAAGAUUCAGGAAAAAUAAUGGAUUUCAACAUUCAGUCUUGUUCCACAUGGUUUAUCAGAUAAAUGACGCAGCGCUAUGACUGAGUUAUGACAAAUCUUAUUAAUGAUGCUGUAAUAGUUCAUUUAAAGAUGCAGGCAGUUAUUGCUUUAUUUUUUAUUGGUGUGAUAAUAUGCUGACCUGUUCAGCUGCUCGGUCUCGUUUUAAUUUAUUUUCAAUUUAAUUUUCAAUUUCUUUUUUAAUUUUUAUUUCUUUGAUUAUGAGUCAGUUCUAUUUUUUCAGGUGGUAAAAAUGUUGAAUAAAUAUUUACCAUUAA